AACAACAUGGCGGCUCGGAGGCAGAAAGCGGGAACAGUCUCAUCAAGUUUGGAAGCCACUUCCGACUCCACAAGCCAUGUAGAUGUUGAUCUAACAAAGAAACUUUCACAACCAGAUAAGUCUGUGUGGUGUCCAAGACCGUAUACAAUCUUCAAACUGCUACUGUCAGCAAGAUUCUGUUCGGCAUUUCUGAGUAACAUAUCAGACUGUGAUGAGACAUUCAACUACUGGGAACCUAUGCACUUUCUGAUGUUUGGUUCUGGUUUUCAAACCUGGGAAUAUUCACCAAAGUACGCCAUUAGGUCCUAUGCUUAUCUGUUGUUACACACUGUUCCUGGGAAACUACAGAUCCAAGUGUUUGAAGCAAACAAGCUGCUGGUGUUUUAUUUUCUACGAUUUGCUCUUUCAAUAUUCUGCGCAGCUUGUGAGACAUAUUUCUACAGUGGAAUAAUAAAACAAUUUGGGAAUCAUGUUGCAAGAAUAGCUGUUGUUUUUAUGAUUUUUAGUACUGGGAUGUUUAUAUCUGCAGCUGCAUUCCUACCCAGUACGUUUGCUAUGUACAUGGUGAUUUUAUCUUAUGGAGGAUGGUUUUCAGGAAAUUAUGCAGUGGCUGUCUUAGCAACAGCAGCUGGUUCCCUGAUUGGUUGGCCUUUUAGUGCAGUUCUUGGAGUUCCUAUCGCAUGGGACAUCAUAGUACGUCAAAGAAAAAUAAUGUAUUUUAUACAAUUAUGCCUUAUAUCACUUAUAGUAUUUCUGGGACCAUUAGUGUAUAUUGAUUCCUUUUUCUAUGGCAAAACCGUGAUUGCCCCCCUAGGUAUUGUGCUGUACAAUGUAUUUGGCAAAGGUGGCCCAAGCCUCUAUGGCGUUGAGCCGUGGUCGUUUUACUUCUUAAAUGGGUUUUUGAACUUCAACAUUGUAUUUCCUAUGGCGCUGCUCGCUUUACCUGCCUGUGUCUUUAUUAAACUGGUGAUGACUGGGAAAUCGCAGGAAAAGAAAUUUCCGUCGUCAGUGUUACCAAUUUGGCUUUCACUUAUGGGGAUGUACAUUUGGAUUCUAAUUUUCUUCACAAGACCUCAUAAGGAGGAAAGAUUUCUGUUUCCAAUCUAUCCGUUCUUUUGUUUAUUCGGAGCUGUAACGCUUACCAACUCACAGAAAUUAUUCCAUGGGCUUUUCUUUAGCGGAAGCAGACAUCAUUACUCGGCUUCUUCCACAUGGUUUGCAGUCUCUGCUUGUGUAGUGUUCUCAGUUUUGUCUUUGUCAAGAUCAAGUGCUCUUUAUUAUGGUUACCACGCACCGAUGGACCUGUUUAUUGAGUUGAACCAUAUGUCGUCUAAACUUGAGGAGCCCCUUCCUCAGGGCAAACAAAUAAACCUGUGUGUUGGAAAGGAGUGGUACAGAUUUCCCAGCAGCUUUUUUUUACCCUCGGAAAGAUGGCAUCUACAGUUUAUUCGUUCCGAGUUUCGAGGUCAGUUACCAAAGCCUUAUGCUGACGGACGCAACGCUACAAAAAUUAUACCAACCCAUAUGAAUGACAUGAAUGAAGAGGAGCCUUCAAGAUAUAUGUCCAUCUCAAAAUGUGACUUCCUCGUGGAUUUAGAAACAGAAAGGGAAACUGAACUUGAACCAAACUUUGUGAAACGAACCAAGGACUGGGAAGUGGUGCUUCAGAAGCCAUUUCUGGAUGCAGAAAGAUCUCACCGACUUUUCAGAGCAUUUUAUAUUCCCUUUGUCUCCUACCGCUUCACAAAAUAUUCAAACUACGUUUUGCUGAGAUCACUACGAAAGACCAGUGCGAAGCCAAAGAAAGGAAGAGAUAGAAAACCUGUUGUCAAGGAAGAAGAUGCAACAGUUUAACUAGCACAGUAUUUAGGAAGAGACAUAGCUAUUGCCUUGUUUUCAAAUACAAGACAUUUUUCAACUAAUAUCGUCAUCACAGUUUCGUCUUCUGCCCUUACGUUUACCGGAAAGGAGUGGUCGUUUAGUUUCGUGUCGUAUUGUUUUCCUUUCGGGUAUCUUCAGACAAGAUCAUUUCGCGACGAACCUUCCUGAACAUGCUAAUGAACUUACGGCAGGCACGUUUUUCAUUAGGCCAUUUCCGAGAGACCCGAAGACUCCCUUUCAAAACGAGGAUAUAUGAUAAAACUGAUCUUGAAAUGAUCUGCUUUUCUCAUGCAGUUAAAAUGACGCGUCGCGAGUAAAAUCUUGUUUUUGGCCUCAAUCUUUGAGGAUAAAGGAGCUUAACAAUGGUCUUUUGUUUGGUCAGGGAUGUUACAUAAGUUAAAGUUGAGCGCGCUGUUCUCGGAGAUUACAAAUAUCUUAUCAGAUAAGAUGACCGUUCAUGUAUAUUCACAUCAGACUGAUUGAAGUUGAAAUAAACGAGAGAGCCACGCUGUGAGGUUAA
Molecule: messenger RNA, 2401 nt
Organism: Pocillopora verrucosa
Lineage: Eukaryota; Metazoa; Cnidaria; Anthozoa; Scleractinia; Pocilloporidae
Product: alpha-1,2-mannosyltransferase ALG9-like
Biological process (GO): protein N-linked glycosylation
Cellular component (GO): endoplasmic reticulum membrane
Molecular function (GO): alpha-1,2-mannosyltransferase activity
Source: RefSeq, a predicted model, not a curated record